AUGAGGGGAGUUUUGUUCUUUUUUGCCCUACUUGUGGCAGGUCACUGCCAAACCCUCUUCAUCGGAGACCAGGUACUCAGGAUCACAGUGAAAUCACAGGAGCAACUUGGCCUUUUGCAGUCUCUGGAGGAAGAGCAGGAUUUAGAGCUCGACUUCUGGCUUCACCCCGUCUCCUCUGAUCUGCCUGUAGACAUCCGAGUGCCUUUUGCCAGCCUGCAAACUGUCAAAGUUUUCCUGGAAUCAAACGACAUCCCAUACUCUGUUAUGAUCAAAGACGUACAGGAAGUUUUGGAUAAGGAACAGAGUGACAUGGAGGCGAACACCAUGAGAGAACGCAGUUCAAAGAGUUUCAACUUCGGAGCCUAUCACACACUGGAGACGAUUUACAACUGGAUGGACACCCUAGUUGCUGACCACCCCAGCUUGGUGUCCAAAGUGAACAUUGGAUCUUCUUAUGAAAACCGUCCCAUGUAUGCCCUUAAGUUCAGCACCGGGGGCGACAAGCGUCCAGCCAUCUGGAUUGAUGCUGGGAUCCACUCCAGAGAGUGGGUGUCUCAGGCCACAGCAGUGUGGACUGCCAACAAGAUCGCGACUGACUAUGGCCGUGAUGCCUCCCUCACAUCUCUCCUGAACAACAUGGACAUCUACCUGAUGAUUGUGACCAAUCCCGACGGCUAUGUGUUCACUCACACUGGCAACCGUAUGUGGCGCAAGACUCGCUCCAGGAUCUCUGGCUCUAGCUGCCGGGGGGUUGACCCCAACAGGAACUGGGAUGCCGGCUUUGGUGGUCCCGGAGCCAGUAGGAACCCCUGCUCCGACUCUUACCACGGCCCUUCUGCACACUCCGAGGUGGAGGUCCAGAACGUGGUGGACCUCAUCAAGAGCCACGGCAACUUCAAGGCCUUUAUCUCCAUCCACGCCUACUCUCAGCUCCUCAUGUACCCCUAUGGUUACUCCUGCAAUGACGUCCCUGAUGCCCCCGAGCUGGACUCUGUGGGUAGAUCGGCGGUAAAGGCCCUGGGGUCCCUGUAUGGAACCAGAUACCAAGUGGGCAGCAUCUGCAAGAUCAUCUAUCAAGCAAGUGGGGGCAGUAUUGAUUGGUCCUACAACAAUGGCAUCAAGUACUCCUUCGCUUUUGAGCUGCGUGACACAGGUCGCUAUGGUUUCCUGUUGCCAGCCAAUCAGAUAAUUCCUACCGCCUCAGAGACCUGGCUGGCUCUGAAGAAUAUUAUGGAAUAUGUUCGAGACCACCCUUACUAA
This is a messenger RNA of Megalops cyprinoides (Indo-Pacific tarpon), 1260 nucleotides long. RefSeq names its product carboxypeptidase A2-like. Gene Ontology annotation, molecular function: metallocarboxypeptidase activity; zinc ion binding. Gene Ontology annotation, biological process: proteolysis. The coding region runs from base 1 to 1260 and encodes 419 amino acids. Lineage: Eukaryota; Metazoa; Chordata; Actinopteri; Elopiformes; Megalopidae. The record is from RefSeq and is a predicted model, not a curated record. The transcript has 11 exons.